UCCUCUCCCUCUCCGCGUCCGCUCCCCUCCUUUCUUAUUUAUAAAGCAAACGCAAAGAGUCGUCUAGAAACACAACAGAGUAUAUAUAGAGAGGGAGAGAGAGAGAGAGGGAAAGAGAGGAGUCAUCAUCAAUUCAUCAUCAUCAUCAUCAUCAUCUAGAAACCCUAGAGAGAUCGAGGAAGCAGAGAAGCGGAGCGAAGGAAACGGCCAUGGUGGAUUCCGUCGUCUUCGUGCUAACGGCGCUGCUCGUCGCCGUCGCCGCCGCGGCCUUCGACGUCCCGGCGAUCCCGUUCGACGAGGGAUACUCACAGCUCUUCGGCGAGGGCAAUCUCGUCCGGUCCCCCGACGGCCGGAGCGUCCGCAUCAUGCUCAACCGCUACUCAGGGUCGGGAUUCAUAUCGUCGGAUUCGUACCUCCACGGAUUCUUCAGCGCCUCCAUCAAGCUCCCCGCCGGUUACACCGCCGGCGUCGUCGUCGCCUUCUACUUAUCGAACGGGGACGUGUUCGAGAAGAACCACGAUGAGCUGGAUUUCGAGUUCCUGGGGAACACCCGGGGGAAGGAGUGGAGGGUGCAGACCAACGUUUACGGCAACGGAAGCACCGCCCGUGGCCGCGAGGAGCGCUACCUCCUCCCCUUCGACCCCACCGAGGAGGCUCACCGCUACUCCAUCCUCUGGACCCCUAACUACAUCAUAUUCUACGUGGACGACGUGCCGAUAAGAGAAGUCGUCCGGAGCGAGGCGAUGGGCGGCGACUACCCGUCGAAGCCGAUGUCGGUGUACGCCACCAUCUGGGACGGCUCCACAUGGGCCACCGACGGGGGCAAGUACAAGGUCAGCUACAAGUACGCCCCCUUCGUCGCCGAAUUCUCUGACCUCGUCCUGCGCGGCUGCCGCGCCGACUCCGCCAUCCAGCUCGAUCCCUCCUCCGCCGCUGCGGAGCACUGUGCCGACGCCGAGCUCGAGCUCAUGACCGCCGACUACGCCGUCGUCACGCCGCAGAAGCGCGCCGCCAUGCGCCGGUUCAGGGAGCGCUACAUGACCUACACCGUCUGCUAUGACGCCGUCCGCUACGCUGCCACGUUCCCGGAGUGCAAAAACUCCCCGCCGGAGCAGGAGAGAUUCUGGGACUGGGGCGAGUCCAAGUUCGUCGCCAUGCGCCGCCGCCGCUCCAACAAGCGCCGGCCCGGGGCCAAGCGCCAGGCCGACGCGUAAUUAUUCGUUUAAACAUAAUAUCAUAUCAUUCCUGGGUUUACCCGCUCUUCUAUUAUACAGUGAAUGAUGGCUUAAUUUAAUUACAACCACUACGUACGUGUGUAUAUAUAUAUAUAUAUAUAUGGUUCUUCGUAUUAUUAUUAUUAUUAUUAUUGUAUACAUAUAUUGAGUGUGAGGAGAUGACAGAGGAUGCAUGUGAUCGGUAGGAUUAGCGGGGGAUUCUUUUUCUCUUGUGUAGUUUAAUUGUGUAGGGUUUGUGAUUCAAUAUUUAUUCAUUCUUUUGGGUGGCGGAAUAAUGUAUGUGUUCGGUCCAUGUAAAGAUGAUGAUUGGUUGGUUAGAUUCACAGUUUUUGUAAUUUCUGGUGGAUUCUUUUGUGUAAUUAUUAAAUAAACAGGGAUUAUUAAUUAUUUGUUCAUUUUCUUCGUCAA
This is a messenger RNA of Ananas comosus (pineapple), 1643 nucleotides long. RefSeq names its product probable xyloglucan endotransglucosylase/hydrolase protein 30. The transcript is spliced from 4 exons. The coding region runs from base 210 to 1214 and encodes 334 amino acids. Gene Ontology annotation, biological process: cell wall biogenesis; xyloglucan metabolic process. Gene Ontology annotation, cellular component: cell wall; apoplast. Gene Ontology annotation, molecular function: hydrolase activity, hydrolyzing O-glycosyl compounds; xyloglucan:xyloglucosyl transferase activity. NCBI's taxonomy places the organism in Eukaryota, Viridiplantae, Streptophyta, Magnoliopsida, Poales, Bromeliaceae. The record is from RefSeq and is a predicted model, not a curated record.